AUGGGAAACACUGCAUCACUUUCGUACUGCUGUCUUAACACCAUUGCAUCUUCCCGGUCGCCGGCGACGCUGAUUUUCCACGACGGGAAGUCCCGGGUGGUCGCCGGGAAACGGCGCGUGGCCGGGGAGGUGAUGUUUGAGUUCCCGGACUGCAUGGUGUGCCAUGCACAUUCCUUCUUCAUCGGUCAACCGCUGCCGGUUCUGACCAUCGACGACGAGCUUUUAGCGGGGCAGACGUACCUGGUCCUUCCGCUCGACUGCUUCGCCACCAACGUCCUCUCCGCCUCCUCUCUCGCGGCCUUGGGGCGCAGCCCGCGGAGGGGCGGCGCCGCCCCGGCCAAUUUCAGGAGCGCGGCGUUUGAGUACAUUAAGGGAUCCAACGGUAGGGUUUUGAUCAAGGUGGUGCCGGAGUUUAUAGUGAAUCUUCUGAGCGGAAGCAACGGAGUAGAGAAUUUGCAGGCCGCGGCCGGCGACGACAACGUCGACGACUGUAAGAUUCUGUGUAGUACGCCGGAGUUGAAAAAGCAUUACGAGCAACUUGUGGGGUCCAAAGAUCAGGUCUGGUCUCCGAAGCUUGAGACCAUUACAGAGUACAAAAUCAGGUAUUCUCCCUGCAAAUUUAUAGGGUUGGAGUGGAAGCAGAAAGAGGGUGAAGGUAAUCAUCAUUAG
Messenger RNA from Ipomoea nil (Japanese morning glory), 669 nucleotides. RefSeq lists its product as uncharacterized. The transcript has a single exon. NCBI's taxonomy places the organism in Eukaryota, Viridiplantae, Streptophyta, Magnoliopsida, Solanales, Convolvulaceae. The record is from RefSeq and is a predicted model, not a curated record. The coding region runs from base 1 to 669 and encodes 222 amino acids.